Amphimedon queenslandica is the source of this 1437-nucleotide messenger RNA. RefSeq names its product caspase-3-like. NCBI's taxonomy places the organism in Eukaryota, Metazoa, Porifera, Demospongiae, Haplosclerida, Niphatidae. The transcript is spliced from 4 exons. Gene Ontology annotation, biological process: regulation of inflammatory response; proteolysis. The record is from RefSeq and is a predicted model, not a curated record. Gene Ontology annotation, molecular function: cysteine-type endopeptidase activity. Gene Ontology annotation, cellular component: NLRP3 inflammasome complex; AIM2 inflammasome complex; IPAF inflammasome complex. The coding region runs from base 77 to 1354 and encodes 425 amino acids.
ACCUCCCCUGAGCCUCACCACAUCGAACCGAGAGAAAGGACUGUCCUGUUUUAGUUAUAGUGAGAAGAAUCAGGAGAUGUCUUCAACUGAGUCUUCAGCACAAAAAGCUAUUAGGGAUAACCUAGGAAUAUUAAAUAGGGUCCUUAAUAAUGAAGCUGUGUUUGGUGAAGUGGCACAGAAAUGUGUUGAAAGGAGACUAAUAACAACACUUGAAUUAGCUCAAUUGAAUGACAGAUUAUCAGGUCAGACACUACGGGAAAGAGUAGAAGCAUUUGUUCUGAGAUUGGCUGAGCUUCUUGGUGAUCUACCAGAAAAGAUUGACGAAUUCUUGUCUAUCAUUAAAGAGAUCGACACUCUCAUUGCUGAGAAAGCAGCCAAUAAUAUUUCUCAAAGCUAUGCUAAUUAUAAACAGGCUGCAAAGACUAAUGAUGCUGAUAAUGGCCAAUCUACACGAACUAAAGUUGCCCCAUCUACUCCUGGCAUAGCUACCAAAUCUAGCGGUCAUCAAGAUCAUGAAUCAGAGGAACCUGUAACCAGUGAUUGGCCAUGGUCAAAAAAGAAAAAACCUGAUGAGGAUAUUGUGUACCACUACACAACCAACCCAGGAAGGAAUCGUGGCAUUGUAUUGAUUAUUAACAAUGUUAAAUUUCUAGAUAAAAGUAAGGAUCGAGAUUCGUCAGAAGAAGAUGAAGAAAAGCUUAAAGAAGCAUUUGACAAAUAUCGAUAUGAAGUUAUUACCAUGAAAAACCUGGAAGCUGAUGCAAUCAAGGAUGCUGUAAAAAAAGUAGUUCAAAAAGAUGUCAUUGGUGACCACGAUAGCUUCAUUUGCUGUAUCCUGUCUCACGGUAAUCCAGCAGGGAUUGAAGGAGUUGAUCUUGAUGGUAAAACAGUUACUGUCACCGAACUGGCAAAUAUAGUUAAUUGUGACAAGCUUCAUAGGAAACCAAAAAUAUUUGUCUUUCAAGCAUGUCGAGGGGCUGGAAUACCAGAGCCAAUGGUGUCUGAUUUAGCAAUUCCUCCCAGUAUCAGAGAAGAAGAGGAGGUAAUGGUUCCUGAUGGUCACUCUAUUGCAUUACCUCCAGAAGCUGAUUUCCUAUUUGCUUUCAGUACAGUGGAGAAUAAUAGAGCCUUGAGAGGCAAGUAUACUGGCUCUCACUACAUUACAGCCCUGUCCAAUGCCAUUAUAAACCAUGGAUCAAAGCUUAGCAUUGAAAGGAUACUGCUGGUUGUUAAUCAUAAAGUGGCAGGUGAGUCCAAGAGAGUUGAAAUAGAAAAGGAUGGGAAAACAGAAACGUGCAUAUAUCACCAGAUGCCUGAAAUAAGGAGCACUCUGAGAGGCUGCUUCUACUUCUAAAACAUAAUUAUUAAUUUUUGCUGCAAUGUUUUAAAAAACUUUUUUUGAUAGAAUAAUCUUAAGUGAUGUAUCUGUUAAUGGCA